Exserohilum turcica Et28A is the source of this 3100-nucleotide messenger RNA. RefSeq lists its product as uncharacterized. Bases 203 to 2845 code for a protein of 880 amino acids. The record is from RefSeq and is a predicted model, not a curated record. Lineage: Eukaryota; Fungi; Ascomycota; Dothideomycetes; Pleosporales; Pleosporaceae. Gene Ontology annotation, biological process: mRNA 3'-end processing by stem-loop binding and cleavage. The transcript is spliced from 5 exons. Gene Ontology annotation, cellular component: mRNA cleavage and polyadenylation specificity factor complex. Gene Ontology annotation, molecular function: RNA endonuclease activity; 5'-3' exonuclease activity; RNA binding.
CCGCCACUCACUGCUGCGGCGCGGGACUGUCUCGCGAUACGCCAACUCUCUGUCGAAACCAAGCUCGAGUGAAUUGCCCCCCCUGCCGCUGCGACGCGUCCUCUGGCUACCGCAUAUUCCACGGGCUGUCGCAACCCCCCCAACGCCUCACCCCGGGCGUGUUGACUGAGAAACACGUGCGCCUGCCGCAGCUCUUGCCCUCAUGGCUGCAAAACGAAAGGCCGCGGCCAUGGCGCCCGAAGACGACGACCCCAUCGACCCCUCCGACGAGCUCAUGUUUCUCUGCCUCGGCGGCGGCAACGAGGUCGGGCGGUCGUGUCACAUCAUCCAGUACAAGGGCAAGACGGUCAUGCUCGAUGCCGGCAUGCACCCCGCCCACGAAGGCCUGUCGGCCAUGCCCUUUUACGACGACUUUGAUCUCAGCACCGUAGACGUGCUACUGAUUUCACAUUUCCACGUCGACCAUGCCGCCUCUCUGCCCUACGUCCUGGCCAAGACCAACUUCAAGGGCCGUGUCUUCAUGACGCAUCCCACCAAGGCCAUCUACAAGUGGCUGAUCCAAGACUCGGUGCGCGUGGGCAACAUGUCGAGCAACUCCGAGACCAAGAUUCAGAUGUACACCGAGGCCGAUCAUCUCAACACGUACCCCAUGAUUGAGUCCAUUGACUUUUAUACCACACACACGGUCUCUGGUGUGCGGAUAACACCGUAUCCUGCAGGUCACGUGCUCGGAGCAGCCAUGUUUCUCAUGGAAAUCGCUGGCUUGAAGAUACUGUUUACUGGCGAUUACUCGCGAGAAGAUGACCGACAUUUGGUUUCAGCGUCCGUACCGCCGGGCGUCAAGAUUGACGUGCUCAUCACCGAGUCAACAUUUGGUAUCUCAAUGCACACUCCGCGUGUUGAGCGUGAGGCACAGCUCAUGAAGGCCAUCACCGAUGUGCUUAACCGUGGUGGCCGAGCUCUUCUCCCUGUCUUCGCCCUAGGACGAGCACAAGAACUUUUGCUCAUCUUAGACGAGUAUUGGAGCAAGCAUCCAGAAGUCCAGAAAAUACCAAUCUACUACAACUCGAGUUUAGCGCGAAAGUGUAUGCAGGUUUACCAAACAUACGUUUCGGCCAUGAACGACAACAUUAAGCGUCUAUUCGCUGAGCGCAUGGCAGAGGCAGAGGCGGCAGGAGAUACUGGUCGCCGUGGAGCUUGGGACUUCAAGUUUGUUCGAUCACUCAAGAGUCUAGAGCGCUUCGACGACCUGGGAGGGUGUGUCAUGUUGGCUUCCCCCGGUAUGAUGCAGUCAGGCACAUCGCGUGAGCUGCUCGAGCGAUGGGCGCCAGAUCCAAGAAACGGCGUCAUCAUCACAGGUUACUCGGUCGAAGGCACAAUGGCGAAACAGAUUGUACACGAGCCUGACCAAAUUCCCGCCAUCAUGACACGAGCAAGCAACACAGCACGUCGACCAGGCCAACGAGAAAAUGAGCAGACCAUGAUACCCCGACGAUGUACAGUCCAAGAAUUCAGUUUUGCUGCCCAUGUUGAUGGAAAAGAGAACAUGGAGUUUGUACAGGAAGUCGCUGCGCCCGUUGUUAUCCUCGUACACGGAGAAAAGGGUAACAUGACCCGUCUGAAGUCAAAACUGCUCUCUUUCAACGCACAGAAAACCGUCCCCACCAAGAUCUACUCUCCAGCAAACUGUGAAGAACUGCGCAUUCCCUUCAAAACCGACAAGAUUGCCAAGGUUGUGGGGAAAUUAGCUUUCAUCACGCCACCAAUGCCUCGUUCUUUGACGCCUGGUGGUAGUGAGGCUGAGCAUGACGGGAUCAAGCAAGAACAAGAUGGGGACAGGGUCGAUGUGAUCAGCGGAGUGUUGAUUCAGAACGAUUUCAAAAUCAGUCUGAUGGCACCAGAGGAUCUAAAAGAGUAUGCCGGGUUGACUACUACGACUAUUCUUUGCCGUCAACACAUUACGCUGUCAGCAGCGGGUAUUGACUUGAUAAGAUGGGCGCUGGAAGGCACCUUUGGCGCUAUCAAGGAGACAAGGGUCACUGACGCGGCUGUGGACGGCAAGGUGAGUGGCACUGAAAACGGCCACAAAGAAGAAGAAGAAGAAGCGAAUGAGGAGGUCAAUCGGACAGAAGUCAAAUUCACCGUCAUGGACUGCGUAAACGUACUCGUCAAGAACGGCGGCAGGGUAGAAGUUGAAUGGGAAGGUAACGUAAUCAAUGACGGAAUUGCCGAUGCUGUGUUAGCUGUGCUCUUCACAGUCGAGUCUUCGCCAGCAGCUGUACGGCAAUCUUCGAAGCAACACUCGCACUCGCACGUUCCACAUCAAGAUUCAGACGACAUCUCCGCCACAAAGUUUACCCACCGUUUUAAGAGCAACCCGCACCCCCACCGCACCCCUGAUCCGUCCACACGCCUUGCUCGCCUCUUCCUUUUCCUCGAGGCGCAAUUCGGCGAAGAAUCCGUCCGCCCCAUUACGCUACCUCGCAAUAGCACUACAACAGCGACCGCAAACGGAACGCCGGCCGCCACUACGGAUGCCGAUACACCCACUCCCGACGCUGCGGCAGCCGACAGCACGUCCGCGACAGAUCCUCUUAGCGUCACUAGCAACCCUUCAGAAUCCUACUCAGCGGAUGAUCAAUUGUCCGUGGAAGACAAACAAGAGUUGAAGCGCCUGCACAACCUGGGCAUACCUGUUCCGGGUGUUGAAAUCAAGUUUGAUAAGUUUGUGGCCAAGAUUUGGCUGGAGGAUCUAGAUGUUGAAUGUUCGAAUAAUGCGUUGAGAGCGCGUGUUAAGGCAGUGGUCGAGAGGGGUGUGGAGACGGUAAGUGGGCUGUGGUCGUAAAUGGCGGUUACUUGCCACACAUGAAGAGUAUGUAAAAUCUUGGAGCGGUGCUUUGUAUUCCAUGGCGAAGAAGCAACCGGCGUCGGCCUAUUCUCUUUGCCUAUGAUUCUGGUCCUAUCAGAAAGAGAGACGGUUUUGAAUCUUGUUGGCGGCACUGGUGCUGAGUUCAUGUAGUCGGAAUAUGGAAUGAUAUACCAGAUUGAACAUGGGAGAGUGUCAAUUUACUCCAAGCAUACAAGCUAAUGUAUAUUUUUA